Molecule: messenger RNA, 735 nt
Organism: Capronia coronata CBS 617.96
Lineage: Eukaryota; Fungi; Ascomycota; Eurotiomycetes; Chaetothyriales; Herpotrichiellaceae
Product: ubiquitin-conjugating enzyme (huntingtin interacting protein 2)
Exons: 2
Coding region: 1-735 (244 amino acids)
Molecular function (GO): protein binding
Source: RefSeq, a predicted model, not a curated record
AUGGCAGGACACAAAGCCCGGCGCAUAGCCAAGGACCUUGCAGACAUUCGUUCCGAUUCCGCGUCUCAAAUAUUUGCGGAAACAGUCGGCGACAGCAUUACCAACCUCCGUGGUUCUUUCAAAGGUCCAGAGGGCACACCAUAUGAGGGAGGAACCUACGAGGUCUCUAUCAACAUCCCGAAUGAAUAUCCCUUCAAACCUCCGGUGAUGAAGUUCAUUACCAAGAUCUGGCACCCCAAUAUCUCCAGUCAGACAGGUGCGAUCUGUCUUGAUACCCUGAGCACGGGGUGGUCACCUGUGUUGACCAUCAAAUCUGCCAUGAUUUCACUGCAGUCAUUGCUCAGUUCCCCCGAGCCCAAAGACCCGCAGGAUGCUGUGGUGGCCCAACAACUGAUCAAGAACCCGAAGGAGUUUGAAAGACAAGCGAGAGAGUGGGCAGUCAAAUAUGCUGGAGCGCCCAAAACGAACGUCGGAGAGAGUAGUGGUGGUUCGACCGACCAAACCAUUGAGCAGGCCGAGAAGGAGAGUGAAGAGAGAGAAGAGGCUGCCAAUCUUGCAGUCUAUGAUGGAUACAACAAGGACUUGAUAGACCGCUUUGUCCUGAUGGGGUUCGACGUCGAAAGAGUGGUGGAAGCGUUCAAUUAUGUUGGCAUCGACCGGAAUGGUGGGCAAGACUACGAGCUUGAGGAGGCGUAUAUGGGCGAUAUCACCGCCAGGCUACUGGGCGAGCCGUGA